AAGCGCAUGUCACUUCAUUCUGACAUUACAAAGAGUUUCUGUCGUGCGCUGUGAGGACAUCUCUAUCGAGAUAUAACGGUGGAAUAAAUCAAUCAAUGGGAGUUAAAACAAAACUAACUUUGGAAGCGGCGACGAGAGUUUGUCAAAGGCAAAGUUGUAUUGACUACUCCUGGAGUUCAUAUUUGAUAAAACGACAGAUGAGUCUCAUCUAGAUGACCUUCCUGUGGUACGGUAUGGAAGACCACACCGGCUGGUCUUUCCUGUAGGAUGGUGGCACACAGUACAGUGGAAGGGAAUCAAGGCACAGAAGAACCCCAAGCGAGCACAGAAGCCUCCCCAGAGGUCUCCCAAUCCCAAAAGUCCAGACCCGGCCAGCUGGCAGCUGUUAUCCAGACACAUUUCAGGCCCUUCAACUUUGCGAGAGACUUCAAGACCAUCGCAAAGACCACCUCAAAGCUAGAGGAGAGUGGCUUCUACUGGGGUCCCAUGACUGUGGAGGAGGCACAUCUGAAGCUGAAGAAGGAGCCAGUGGGAACUUUCCUGAUCCGGGACAGUCGUCAGAGCGACGUGUUCUUUACACUGAGUUACAAAGGACAAAACGGUCCUGUGAGCGUCCGGAUUAACUUCAAGAAUUCCAAAUUCAGUCUGACCGGCAGCAAGGAAUCUUUUGACUGUCUUUUCAAGCUGCUGGAACACUACAUCAGUUCCCCAAAGAAGGGUCUCAUCAGGCCCUACAGGAAAGAACCAGUGCAGUCCCUGCAGCAGCUGUGCCGCAGACGGAUUAUUGAAACAUGCGACGGAAAAGACAUCGACCGCAUUCCUGUGCACCCAAUCCUCAAAGACUUCCUCCAUGCCUUCCCCCAUCCGCUAUGAAGACGAGACUCGUUGCAUUAAAGCGCUGCUGGAAUAUUCUGGAGAUACUUGAUGGACUCCUCCUCGUGGUCCUGCUCUGUUUUAGGAUGCAGGAAUCACACUGUAGCACAUUUUGGAAUAUCAGUCUUGAACACUGCACAAUGAAAGUUUACAUUGUCUGUGAAUGUUUACACUAUACAGGAAUAUUGUUUUCCUUUUAUUGCGUUUCUGCUAUGCAGAAAGAAAUAUUUCAAAAUAAUUUUUAUAAAAAGAAUAAAUAUAUUUGUAAACAAUUUAAAA
Rhinichthys klamathensis goyatoka is the source of this 1152-nucleotide messenger RNA. It is a transcript of the gene socs1a, whose product is annotated as suppressor of cytokine signaling 1a. The coding region runs from base 268 to 873 and encodes 201 amino acids. Gene Ontology annotation, molecular function: 1-phosphatidylinositol-3-kinase regulator activity. Gene Ontology annotation, cellular component: phosphatidylinositol 3-kinase complex. Lineage: Eukaryota; Metazoa; Chordata; Actinopteri; Cypriniformes; Leuciscidae. The transcript is spliced from 2 exons. The record is from RefSeq and is a predicted model, not a curated record. Gene Ontology annotation, biological process: intracellular signal transduction; phosphatidylinositol phosphate biosynthetic process.